Messenger RNA from Armigeres subalbatus, 3626 nucleotides. RefSeq lists its product as uncharacterized. Lineage: Eukaryota; Metazoa; Arthropoda; Insecta; Diptera; Culicidae. The transcript is spliced from 8 exons. Bases 663 to 3431 code for a protein of 922 amino acids. The record is from RefSeq and is a predicted model, not a curated record.
AGCCUUUGUAGGGGCUCAACACUUUGUGCUACUUUGCGCCUGCCAUCUCUAUACACACAGGUAUAGAUGGCCUUUGGGCGGUGUUGGUCGGCGGUCCAGGGCGACAAUGUAAUGCAGAUAGGCCAGAAGCGGUUGUUCGGGUGUUGUGUGCGAUAUCAUAGCAGGCAGUGCGACGUUGGCGACGUUGGUUUAGAACUCAGAGAAGGAUAAAGUUCGCGAAGGCUUAGACAGAGAAUGGCACUCCAGCAGCCUAGCAGUGUACCAAGUGAAAAAUUUGCAAUUCAUAACGUGAUGUCACAACCGUCGGGAAUUACAAAUCGCGCCGGCGACGUCAUGUGAGAUUUUCUGGGUCAUCAUUGAAAUGUUGCAAAUUUGGACAUUCGUUGAAAACUGUCGAAAUAGUUUCGCAUGGAAUUCGAUUAGCUACCAAUGCAGUGCCAGCGAAAACAAAAUCUUCUCAUAUGUGGCGUUGAAGAGGAGCUACUAACAGUGUUGAGUGGUUAACUGGUGGAAAACAGGAUUAUCACACCUCCGCGGUUCCGUUUUUGAGCACCCUUCAUGCAGAGCUAUAUUGCAAAGUGUUAAUAAUCAGUGCGACGAGUGUGCGCCCGCCGUUGUUGUGCUCGUCGGGAAAACUGGUCGAAUGUAACAAACCGGCAAUAAUGGAAGACGAUGUAAUAUGUUUGGACUCGGACGAUGAAGGCGGUGAAACUGGUCGCAAACUGGGCAAACCAAGUGGCGAUAGCAUCGACGAGCAGCUUUUGAGACCACUUCAGUCUCUUUCCUUGGAGCUUUACUUUGGUGGCGUCGGUGGUGGAACGACGCCGGUGGCUCCGUAUGAUGAACAGUGGCGUCGCUCGACGGCGGUGGUCAAACGUGUGGCGGAACUGGUGCAACGAUUUGGGCGCCAAAAGUUUAGCAACGAUGCUCAGGACGUCGCCCGGCAACGGGACGCUUGGAAGCAAGUACUGAAAUUUUUAUUUCUGCUCCGGGCGAUUGGACCGGAAUCGAUGGCGAACGACAACCAACAGCAGCGGCAGCAUUCGGCGGAAGCAGGUUCGGUGUUUGGACCGAGCGCAAUGAGCGGUUCGCAUCAGAAAGAGCUUCCACCCGAGACCCGGAGAUAUCGGCUGACAGUGAUGGAUGUCCUGGUUGAUUACAUCCGGUACAAAUGCUCGGCCCUGGCCGGGGAGCGGAAUCCAGCGGUGCUGUUGGCCCAGUGCAAUCAGAUUGUGAGCAGUUUGUACAUCAUUUUCGACGGCGACAGUGAGUUCGUCACACUAACGCUGCUGAAGAUGGAUUUGCUGGCCGGCAGUGGUGCCGUGGCGCUAAUGUAUCCGGUGUUCGAGCAGAUCUUGGCCAGCCAGGCGAGGUGCACCGGGGCAGCCGCCUCGCUCGACAUCAUGGAUUAUGUGCGGUUGCUGCUCUGCUAUAAGAAAUGGAAAGCAAUGGUACCGGCCCGACGGGAUAAGGAUGCUAUCAGUGCACUGGCGCUGAAGGUGCUCCCCCCACGCUGCCCUCAGGCCAAGACCAAGCAGGACCUGGCGUUCGUUCAGAUGCUGCCAAGGGUGAGCGCCUCCGCCAAGGAACAGGAAGAUGAAACCAGGUUCCUCCUGGCGAAGGAUUUGAUGGAAAUCGAACAACUUUGUGCAAUUUAUUUCCGUGAAUAUGAAAAGCGAUUUUUCCAGCGAAACGUACCGAAAGCGUCGCCCCUCGAAUCCAAAAGCAAUUUCAUCAACAUCGAUGCACUGGCCGAGUUUAUUCAGCGAAAAUGUAAUCUGUUGAAGCUGCGACGUUUACCUCCGACCUCCGACAAUGAAGCGGCAGUGAAGCCCGCCCCCAGUCCUGGCGGCAAAGGACAACGGCAGCAGCUGCAGCACGAAACUAAUGCCAUCAUCAGCAGCCUGCGAUUGAUAUUUCGUCGCGAUGAGGAAUUCAUAGCACUGACCUUGCUCAGAGUGGAAACGUGCCCCGACUGUCAAGCCAUCCUCGGACCGGUGUACGAGCGAUUCCUGGCCUGUCCGCAGCAGUCGUCAUCGUCCAACAAUGUCGAAUCGUACGGACGGCUAUUGCUGUGCUACGUCAAGUGGAAACGCUUAUACCGGGCCGAGGAUCCCGGAGGCUAUUGGGCACGGAUUGAUGCCAUCGCUCUGGCUAAGCUGCCGUACGACUUUCCACGAGCGAUUAAGCGAAGAGAGUUGGAAAUCAAGGCGCUUUUUCCACGUGUUGCAACCGCCUCCGGGCGCCGUAGAGGCCGAUCGUCGAAAGUUAGUGUUACCAGGGCAUUGCUGAACUCGAAGCACGUGCUGGAUAACGUUCAGGAAAUGUGCUUGCAAUUCUUGGCCAUUUGCCGCGACGGGCGAACCAAUCGGGAGAAAGCACAACCGAUUCCAUCAACGCUCAUCAUCGAAGACGACGUCGAUUCAAAUGAUGAUGACGUGAAAUUAAUUAAACCGGAGCCAAGCUCAGUCCUCGUUUUGGAUAGUGAGGACGAAGAAUUGAAUCGAAUAAUUGGUUAUACUGAUACGGAAAUGAAAUGUUCAACGCUACCAUACCCCGGAAACAACGCAUCAUUUUUGCCAGACAUAAGCACUGCUAGUGAUCCCCAUGAAAAUUUACUAAUGGAUACCAUAUUCAACACUCCACCACCCACACCAAAAGCAGACGAGGACCAUCAACUGUCAGCGAUGCAACUGCCGCCGCCAACCACCCAAGCAGUGCCAAGUGAAGCUGCUCCUUCCGUAAUUGUAGCACCUAAGCUGCACAAACAGAAAAGUAUACUCCCAAGGGGUGUUAAUUUCAAAAUAUCAAAAAAUGUACGACUUCACAGCUGUCGUGAGAGGCGACAGUUUCUGACAGCGUUUCGCAGGUUGAGCUCAGAACAAUGCUUCCACAUCAACGUAUCAUCCGGCCAAGCGGACUAUUGUCUGCGGAAAACGGUAGCAAACUCAACGGUAUUUGUCGAGAUUAUCAGUUUUGCUGACUCCAGUCCAUUAGCCAUGCCAAUUCUGCUGCCACCGGUAGCACGAAUCCGGUCUGAGCUCGAUGAAACCGCAACUAUUCCAACGGUUGAAUUGUCACCUUCAUGUGGACUGGUUGAACCCCUUUUGCAGAAGAAUGCUUUAGCGCAAUCUACGAGAAUGGAGCGCACGCUCGACGAUCAGCUAAUGAAAUUAUUAAUGACAAUUGACGAUUUCCCUCAGUUGUCGCCGGCGUCCGUAGACUUUGCCGUGUUCCCCGAGGUAUUGGAUCCAACAUCAAUCGAUUUCCUUAUCAACACCCAAACGCCCCCCUCGUCGGUCGUCACCGGAUGUUGUCUGUGGCCGAACGACGAUUUCUCUGUUUUUGCCAAUCUUGAUCUGAACUCAUGGUUAGAGCACGAGAACGCUACAAGUCCCACACUCUCGCCAUUGUGUGCAUCACGUGGCUGAGCGACGAGCUUUACCACGAGCACGCGGACGUGGGUGCCGAAUAUUUGUAUGUGACUUCAGAUUUGGAAGUUCGGCUCCUCUAAUACGUGAUACUAUGAUAUCGUUUUCCUUGGAAUACGUUUUUGGGAAGCUCUGGUGGUGAUAUGAUUGGAAGCAUUUUUUUGGUAACUUGAUGAAUGAUUUAUGGAUGUUCUG